This is a messenger RNA of Gallus gallus (chicken), 2366 nucleotides long. It is a transcript of the gene INSYN1, whose product is annotated as inhibitory synaptic factor 1. The record is from RefSeq and is marked validated. Gene Ontology annotation, biological process: inhibitory postsynaptic potential. NCBI's taxonomy places the organism in Eukaryota, Metazoa, Chordata, Aves, Galliformes, Phasianidae. Gene Ontology annotation, cellular component: postsynaptic density. Bases 1248 to 2108 code for a protein of 286 amino acids. The transcript is spliced from 3 exons.
GGGAGGGGGAUGCGGGAAUAGGGGAUGGAGGAUGUGGGAAUCGGGGAUGUGGGAACCGGGGAUGUGAGUAGCAGGGACGGAGGAUGGAGCAGCGGGGAUGUGGGCACCACGGAUGUGAGCACCAAGGGUGUGGGUACCAGGGAUGUGAGCACCAGGGAUGAGGGUACCACGGAUGUGAGCACCAGGGAUACGGGUAGCAGGGCGGUGAGCACCAGGGAUGGAGGAUACAGGCACUGGGGAGAGAGGAUGCGGAUACCAAGGAUGAAGGAUGCAGGUGGAGGGGAUGGAGGAUGUAAGAACCGGGGAUGGAGGAUUCAAGUAGCAGGGAUGCAAGAUGCGAGCAGUGGGUUCAGAGGAUGCAACCCCACCAGUCUUCCCUACCAUACCCCCGCACCCCGCUCUGCCUCCACCCUCGGUGCAUUUCCCCACCUCCUGAGGGAAGAGAUGGGGGCUGAGGGGGUAUUUUGAUUGACCCCCCCCCCCUUAGAAGUGGAGGGGUCCCAAGGGAUGUCCCCUCCCCCCAGAACCCCGCAGGUAACAUCUCACCCCUUCUGACAGCGGCCGAGAGAAGGUGGACCCCGGCCUCUAUGCAGAAGCCCUGAGGGAGGAGGAAGAGGAGGAGGAAGAGGAGGAGGGGGAGGAAGGAAGAAAAAAAAAUAAUAAAAGGACGAGGAAGAGCUUGGAGCAGAGCCAGGCGCUGGGAAAGGGCGAUCUGGAUCUGGCUGCCUGCUCACCACUGCGCCGGAGGGGAACCAGGAGCCCCCCAUCACCGCUCAGCACCGGAGCCGCCGGCCCUGGAGCGAGGGCCCAACGUGGGGUGGCUGCACCGCUCCUGUGGGGCACCCGGCCCUGCAUCACCCUCCCCAUCCCCAGCGAGCAGGAAAAGCUCCAUCCGCUGGAUUUUAGCUUCCUGGGACAUCCAAGGGACUCGUCCUCCUCCUCCAUGGUCCCCCCGUGCAUCCCCACUGCCGCCGGCUGAGCCCCCCCUCACCCCCCGCCCGGCUCCGCAUGCUGUACCCAGAGCCUGGAGCAGCCCCCGGCGGCCCCGCUGCUCCACACCGCGGCUCAGAGCCCCCCGACAACGGCCUCGGUGGUGAGGCGGGGAGGCCAGCGGGGACUCCUGGGGGGCGUUAAGAUGGUGAGAGCUCUCCGGCCGAGAGGGGCUGCGCGGACGCCAGGCCACCGGGUUUGGGGGUCGCAGGAUGGACAGAGCCCUUGGGGCCGGGAGCCGAGGCCGGUAGGGAAGGAUGGACUCCCGGAGCUGCCAGGACAGGCAGCCCAGUGACCCCCCCAGCAGCAGCAGCAGCAAUUGUAGCAGCGGCAAAAGCGAAGGCGAGAGGGAGAGGAUCCGCAGCCGGAUGAAAAUGGUCAUCGGGCAACUGGAAGGCAUCUUGCAGGAGCUCAAGGAGGUAGCCAAGGAGCUCCGGGAGGUAGUGAGCCAGAUCGACCGGCUGACGUCCGACUUCGAGUUCGAGCUGGAGCCGGAUGACUGGACGACGGCGACAGCCAGCAGCACCUCCAGCAGCGAGAAAGGGGGGGUCUCCUUCGAGCUGGGACCCCUUGACUUCACAGCGGCCGACAUCCUGUCCGACAGCUGGGAAUUCUGCUCAUUCCUGGAUACCUCCACCCCGUCCGACCAAGGGGACGGCCCCGACCCCCCACGGCCGCAGCCCCCGCCGUGCCGCCAGCCCGACUACCGGCUGAUGAACGGCGGGGUGCCCAUCGCCAACGGGCCCCGAGGGGGCACCCCGGACUCAUCCAGCGAGGAGGCGUUCGUUCCCCAACAGAAAGGUCCCCAUCACCGGACGGCCGGCACGCGGGAGCGGGUCCGCUUCAGCGACAAGGUGCUCUACCACGCCUUGUGUUGCGAUGAUGACGGGGAUGGCGCCGACGAAGCAUCCCCAAACGAGGACAGCACCGAGGAGCGCGGCCUCAAGGUGACCCCCAAGAACCAACCGCCCGUUGGUGGCAAUGGUGGUGGCACCGCUGGAGGGCCACCGGCGCGGCGGCUGAUGAGGAACAGCAGCACGCAGACUGUGGCCGACAAAAGCACCCAGACGGUGCUGCCUUACAUCCCGGCCAAACAGAAACUCAAAACGAAAAACUGACGUCGGUUCCAGACCGGCCGAGGGUUGGGGUUGGGGGUCUUGGGAAGGGAUCAGAAGUAUAUAUAUAUAUAUAUACAUAUAUAAAUAUAUAUUUAAAUAAAUCGCUACUACUAAUAAAAUCGAGAUGAAAAGUUGGCAGAGGAGACAAACGUCCAACUACCUUACCUGUUGUUUUUGAGGCUCAGGGAAUUUUCAGCUGUUUUGUGGAUGGAAGAUGCAGCUCAAUAAACCGUUCAUCAUGGAGAAUACCAACGGUAA